CGCUCGCCAUAUAUAUCGGACCCGAAGCCAGGCGGCAUUUAGUUUUCGAACCGAAUCGCGAAACACUAAUUCUAGUCCCGGGUCCGCGAUCGAACCUUUGAAAACAGGUAAAAUGUUCGCCCUGCGAGUGGCUGUUCUUCUGGCAGUCUGUGUGUCCUUGGCCUCCGCCGGAGCUCGUCAGCUGGCCGUGGAUGUGCAGCCGCCGGUCACUUUGGCCACCGAGCUGGGGGACUACCGCCUUGCGGAACACAUUUAUCCUGUGAACUACAACAUUACCUUGAGACCGUAUCUGCUGGAGAGCGAUGGCAACAAGAGAUUCACCUUCGAUGGCGAGGUCUAUAUCGAAAUAGUUCCGAAUAAGACCACCUCGGAAGUGUACCUGCACUCGAAAAAUCUCAUCUAUUCGGUCAGCGAGUACUGGCAAAAGCCAGCGGCCGGCGUGGCCAAUCCAACACCCACGAAGUUCGGCACCAACGUGACCAACUCUGAUACGGAUAUUGUGAAGCUCACGACCACAGCCGCUCUGACCGAAAAGAUCACAUAUAUCCUGCAUUUCGUGUAUACCGGUCUGAUGGAGGACGAUAUGCAUGGAUUCUAUCGCAGCUACUAUGUGGACGACAACAAUGUGACCAAGUGGCUCGGAUCCACUCAGUUCCAGACCCACCACGCCCGCCGCGCCUUCCCCAGCUUCGAUGAGCCCCAGUUCAAGGCAUCCUUCGAUGUCACACUGAAGCGCCACAGGACCUUCAACUCGGCCAGUAACACCCGACUGAUCUCAUCCUAUCCCAGCGGUGAAGAAGGCUACUAUACGGAUGUGUACAAAAGGACACCCAUAAUGUCCACCUAUCUGCUGGCCUUCAUCAUUUCCGAGUUCGUGGCCCGCAAGGACGACAAGUUCGGAGUCUUCGCCCGUCCCGAGUACUAUGCCCAGACCCAGUAUCCCUACAACGUGGGUGUGCAGAUCCUGAAGGAGAUGGGUGUGUACUUGGACAAGGACUACUAUUCGAUGGGCAAUGACAAGAUGGACAUGGCCGCCAUUCCCGAUUUCUCGGCCGGAGCCAUGGAGAACUGGGGUCUGCUGACCUACAGGGAGCGCAGUCUGCUGGUCGAUGAGUCGGCCACCACUUUGGCCUCUCGCCAGUCGAUUGCUGCCGUUGUGGCCCACGAACAGGCGCACAUGUGGUUCGGCGAUCUGGUGACCUGCAAGUGGUGGAGCUACACCUGGUUGAACGAGGGAUUCGCCCGGUACUUCCAGUACUUCGGCACUGCCAUGGUUGAGAAGGAUUGGGAACUGGAGAAGCAGUUUGUGGUGGAUCAGAUUCAGUCCGUGAUGGCCAUGGACUCCACCAAUGCCACCAAUCCGCUGAGCGAUGAGAAUACCUACACCCCUGCCCAUUUGAGCCGCAUGUUCAACAGCAUUUCGUACAACAAGGGAGCCACCUUCAUUCGCAUGAUCAAGCAUACGAUGGGAGAAGCCUUUUUCCAGACGGCCCUGCAAGGGUACCUCAAGAAAUACGCAUAUCAGCCAUCGGUGCCUGAGUAUUUGCUGGGUGCUUGGCAGGCCAAGUGGCCAAAUAGUAGCUACAACGACAGCUCCGAGGCCAUCUUCAAGAGCUUCACCACGCAGGUGGGCUAUCCCUUGGUCAAUGCUGAGGUAGCUGCCGAUGGACUGACGGUCCGCUUCACUCAGAAGCGUUUCCUGCUGAAGGAGAGCGAUGGCUCCGAUCCCGAUCUGAAGUACACCGUGCCCAUUUCCUAUGCCACCAGUGAGACGACCACCAAGUUUGCCAACUCCACGCCCAAGUUCAUCCUGAAGCCAGAUGUGGCCAUGAAUGUGGUUUUCCCGUCGCAAAUCAAGUGGAUUGUGGCCAACGUUCAGCAGACGGGCUACUACCGAGUCAACUAUACUGAGAACAACUGGCGUGCCAUCCACGAAGUCUUGUAUACAGCCGACUGGGGCGGCAUCCACGAGAACAACCGUGCCCAGAUUGUCGACGAUCUGUUCAAUCUGGCCAGGGCCGGUAACAUUUCCUACGACCUCACCCUUGAGGUGAUCGAGUACUUGGAGACGGAGACCAAGUACAUUCCCUGGACGUCGGCCUUCAAUGGCUUCAACUUUUUGACCAUUCGACUGGGCAAUGACACGGCUGACUUCAAUACCUAUAUCCAGCAGCUGACCAGCAAGGCCUACACCCAGCUGGGAUUCAAUGAGACCUCGAGCGACUCUGCCCUGGAUAUCUACUUGCGCACCAAGAUCCUUUCCUGGGCCUGUCGCUACGGCAGUGCCGAUUGCAUUAGCAAGGCCAAGAGCUACUUCCAGUCGCUGACCACCGUGCCCAAGAACAUUCGCGCCACCGUCUACUGUGUGGGUCUGCGGGAAGGUGGGGAAUCGGAAUUCCAGGCUCUGUAUCAGAAAUUCAAGGCCGAGACUGUGGCCACCGAGGAAACGCUGCUGCAGAACUCCUUCGGGUGCGUGAAGACCCAGGCCCUGAUCGAGAAGGUCUUCAAUUUGAUCCUCAGCGACGAGAUCCGCCGGCAGGACAAGUCCUCCGUGCUGGCCACUCUCUACACUGAGAACAAUGAGAACGUGAGCCCAGUGUUCGCCCUGGUCACCCAGAAGCACGUGCAAUUGGCUGAGGCCAUGGGUGGCUAUUCCGCAGUGGCCACUGUGAUCUCCAACAUUGCUGCCCGUUUCACCACCGAGCAGCAGUUGAAUGAUCUGCAGAACUUCAACAAGCAGAAUGGCGCCAAAUUUGGCACUUCGCAGGCCACUUUGACCGCGGCAGAGGCGACCGUGAAGGAGAACCUCAAGUGGGCUGCAGCCAAACUGGGCGUUUUCCGCACCUACCUGUCCCACUACCGCAAUGGAAGUGCUAUGGUCAACGCCUUCAGUGCCAUCAGUCUGCUUUUGGUGUCCCUGGUCACCAUGCUGCGCCAGUUAUUGAGAGCCCGAAAGCGUGUUGACAGGAAUAUUAUUAAUGAGAUGUGUGACGCAUAUUCGAAUCAUAAUCUAAUCAUCUGUGAACGACACCUGUUUUGGGAACUUUGGGGGAACUUUUGGUUUUGUGAUCUUGUGGUCGAAAUCGGAGUCCCCAGUAAUCGAGCUUCGGCCGACAUGAGCAGUUCGGAGUCUCGCAACUUGUGUUUGCUAUUUUUGCUGGCGAUUGGCGUCGUAAAUGGCGUCGAUUAUCGGCUGGACGGUAGCGUUGUACCUUCCUACUAUAACCUGACCAUCGGUGUUCUCAAAGAUUCUGCCGAGCCCACGCUUUUCGAUGGCGAAGUGAGCAUUACUCUGCGUGUGGUUGGCCCACUGGAGGUGCAGCAAAUCAUUUUGCACGCCGACACGCUCGACAUUUCGGAAUGCUGGCUGCUCGAUGCGGCAGGUGCGCUGCUGGAGCCCAUCGAUAUCAGCCGGCUGAUUUAUGAGGCCACCAACCAACAGGUGACAGUUCCGCUGACGCAGGCCGUGCAGCCUGGAAGAACUUAUACUCUCGGGUUCAAGUACACCGGAAAGAUAAGGACCGAUAUGGUUGGUCUCUUCUCCGCCAGCUAUGAGGAGCAGGGCACCAAUGACACCAAGUGGCUGGCCCUCACCCAGAUGCAGCGGAUCAACGCGCGGCUGGUCCUGCCCUGCUUCGAUGAGCCCGCCAUGAAGGCCAAGUUCCAGCUGCAGAUUAACCGGCCUAAUGGUUAUCAGGCAAUUGCCAACACCAAGCUCAAAGAAACCACUGCGGCAAGUCAGAAUCGUUUUGUCGAUCAUUUUGAGGAGACCCCUGUGAUGUCCACAUAUUUGCUAGCUUUCAUGGUGGCCAAUUACUCUGCCCGUGGAAAUGUAAGCGAUUUUGCUGUGCUGACUCGCCCGGAAUUCUACAAUAAUACGGAGUUCAGCUAUACAGUGGGUCAGCAGGUGCUGCCAGCCUACGAUGAGUUGUUCCAGCUUCCAUAUGCAGAAUUGGGCAAUGAAGUGCUUCAAUAUGCCAGCUCUCCCAGGUUUCCCCACAACGGCAUGGAGAACUGGGGCCUUAUAAUCUGCAGCGAUGGCGUUUUGGUUCAGGAAGCUGGAUACUCCGACGAUUGGUCGAACAAGGAGUUCGCCAUCCGUAUCAUUGCCCAUGAGACUUCGCACAUGUGGUUCGGUGACAGCGUAACCUUCUCCUGGUGGAGUUACUUCUGGCUAAAUGAAGCCUUUGCCCGCUACUAUGAGUACUUCAUGGCACAUCAACUCUAUCCCGAGUAUCACUUGGACGAGCAGUUUGUGGUGCGCCAGAUGCAGCUGAUCUUUGCCACGGAUGCCCGGAACAGCACUCAGCCCAUGACAAGUCCGGAAUCGGAGAUACAGACUCCGUCUCAAAUUGCCUACAAGUUCAGUGGGAUUGCCUAUGCAAAGGGAGCCUGCAUUGUCAGGAUGUGGCGAAAUCUCAUGGGGGCGCAAAACUUUGACACCGCCAUUAGGAAUUAUUUAAAGCAAUACCACUUGACAAACACAGUACCCAAUAACUUGUUUUACCACCUCUAUGAGAACUGGCCAACAAAACCGUAUGUGAAUCUGGAGCACUUUUUCCCCGACUACACGGAACAGGUGGGAUAUCCCAUGCUGAUUGUGAACAUUACCCGUGGAAAUCAUUUCGUCUAUGUGGAGCAGAUGCGAUUCCUGCUAAAUCCUGGUGACGGCAGCAAUGCCACACUUAAGUAUACAGUGCCCAUAACUUAUACAACUAAUCUGGCGCCAAAUUUCGAUGACCUCACUCCGAGUAUAUAUCUAGACAAGGUCGUGGACGUGCAUCAGAUGUACUUUGACGAUCCCAUUGAUUGGAUUGUGCUUAACCUUAGGCAGUCGAACUACCAACGAGUGUUGUACGAUGAAACCCUGACGAAAGGUCUUCAGGUGGCUUUAUCUGCACCGAAUCACAGCGGAAUACCUGUUGAGAAUCGGGCCCAGAUCAUCGAUGAUCUCUUCAAUUUUGCGCAAGUUGGUUAUGUUGACUUUGCAGAGGUAUUCGAGUUCCUUGAAUAUCUGAGUGAGGAGGUGGACUAUGUGCCCUGGUAUGCUGUCUACGAGAACCUGAACUCGGUGGCAAAGCGAUUGACACCUGAACAGCUGCCCAAUUUCCGAACAUACCUCUCAGACAUCACAAAGGCUGUGUAUGCGAAACUGGGUGUGGGUUGGAGUGCCAAGGACACUCCGCUGGAUGUGGCCAAUCGGAAUAAGUUAAUUAAAUGGCUGUGCAGAUACGAGGCCAGCGAUUGCAGGAACAAGGUUAAUGUCUAUUUCGUAACAUCAUCUGAGCAACCAUCGCCGGAUUAUCGGGAAACAUUCUACUGUGCAGCCAGUAGUAGCGAUUUCAAUUCGUUCACUUCGGUGUGGGGAAAGUACUACCUUGAAACUCGUCCCAAUGAGAAGAAACUCCUUUGGUCCGCAUGCAGUUGUACCGAGGAAUACGAGACCUUUUACUAUAAAAUGAUCAUUACGGGUCCGGGAAAUGUGGAUCAAAAGAAAAUUGGCAUAGCCCGGUUGUAUGAGCAGAAUCCCCAUUUGGUCGAACCCAUUUUUAAAAUGGUUACCGAAAACAUUACCGAACUGGCUUUAUGUUUGGACAGCUGGUCGGAUACGGCAGAGGUGAUCAGCGACAUGGCGGAGUACUUCACCACCAGGCACCAGCAGCAGUUGUUCAAGGACUUUUACGAUGGCAACCACCAACUCUUCGGUCAGUCGGAGGCGGUGCUCUCGAAAUCCUUGGAAACGGUGGACCAAAAUCUAAAGUGGGCCGAGAAGCGACUGAGCAGAUUGGUCCUCUUCCUGUCCCGCAGGAAUGGCAGCUCCAGCCUGGGAGCCACCUCCAUGGUGGUGCUACUGCUGGCUGUUGCCAGCCUUUUGGCCUGGCUCUGAUUAGGUAAUAAGUUGUGCGGGGAAAUAAAGAGAUUGCCGAUGUGGUCAUGCGCUGCGGGAGAAA
Drosophila gunungcola (fruit fly) is the source of this 5951-nucleotide messenger RNA. RefSeq lists its product as uncharacterized. NCBI's taxonomy places the organism in Eukaryota, Metazoa, Arthropoda, Insecta, Diptera, Drosophilidae. Gene Ontology annotation, cellular component: cytoplasm. Gene Ontology annotation, molecular function: peptide binding; zinc ion binding; metalloaminopeptidase activity. Bases 113 to 5887 code for a protein of 1924 amino acids. The transcript is spliced from 11 exons. Gene Ontology annotation, biological process: peptide catabolic process; proteolysis. The record is from RefSeq and is a predicted model, not a curated record.